UCUCUUUUCUCCGCAUCCAUCCUUAACAACCAUUCAUUCAACAUUUCUCACUCUGACACGUUCACUCACUUUUUACGCCGAUCCCUCUCCCUCUGAACUUCCAUGGAGUCCUCUGCAACCAUCUCCAUGAAAGCCUCUUCCUACUAUGUUUAUCGUUUCUCUGUCUCCCCAACCACUGCGCCCAACCGCAGCCACUUUUCCCACAAAACCCAAUUUCCUUCUUUUUCCUUUAGGUCGCUCAAUUGCGUCCACUCUGAUUCCAAACCCAUUUCUUCUCAUAACCCUAACUUUUCUCGCAUUUCAUGCUCCGCUGUUGCUUUCUCUCCCUCACUUACCACUGAUCUCGUGCCUGCUAAACUACAGCACCUGAUAAACGAAUUCCAGUCCCUGCCGGAAACAAUCGACCGCGUGAAACGGGUCCUUCACUAUGCCUCUGUUCUCCCUCCUUUUCCGGACUCUUCCCGGGUGGACUCCAACCGGGUCAUGGGAUGUACGGCCCGAGUAUGGCUCGAUGCCCAGUUAGAUCACUAUGGAAAGAUGAGAUUUUUAACUGACAGCGAUUCGGAGAUUACGCGAGGGUUUUGUGCUUGUUUGUUAUCGGUGCUGGACGGGGCUGCACCUGAAGAGGUGUUGAGCGUGAAGACAGAGGAUUUGGCGGCGCUGAACGUGGGGUUACCAGGCAGCGAAAGAUCAAGAGUAAACACUUGGCAUAAUGUGUUGGUGAGUAUGCAGAAGAGGACGAAGAAAUUGGUGGCGGAAAGGGAAGGGAAGAAGCCUUUCGAUCCAUUUCCUUCAUUGGUUAUCACUUCAGAGGGUAUACAGGCCAAGGGAAGCUACGCUGAAGCACAGGCAAGAUAUCUAUUACCGGACGAGUCCAAGGUUCAAGAACUUGUCAACGUGCUAAAGGAGAAGAAAAUUGGUGUUGUUGCUCACUUUUACAUGGACCCUGAAGUUCAAGGCGUUUUAACUGCUGCACAAAAGCACUGGCCUCACAUCCAUGUAUCUGAUUCAUUAGUCAUGGCAGAUAGUGCUGUCAACAUGGCAAAAGCUGGAUGCAAAUUCAUAACGGUCUUGGGUGUUGAUUUUAUGUCAGAAAAUGUACGUGCAAUUCUUGAUCAAGCUGGAUUUGGAGAGGUUGGUGUUUAUAGGAUGUCAAAAGAGCGCAUUGGUUGUUCUUUGGCAGAUGCUGCAUCUAGCCCUGCUUACAUGAAUUAUCUUGAAGCAGCUUCGAGGUCUCCAAAUUCUUUGCAUGUUGUCUACAUAAAUACUUCACUUGAGACAAAAGCUUAUGCUCAUGAGCUUGUGCCUACAAUCACCUGUACUUCUUCUAACGUUGUGCAGACUAUCCUGAAGGCUUUUACUCAAAUUCCAGAUUUAAAUGUGUGGUAUGGGCCUGAUUCAUACAUGGGUGCCAAUAUUGCUAAACUGUUUCAACAAAUGACAGCGAUGACAGAUGAUGAAAUUACUGAAGUACAUCCAGCACAUAAUAGAGACACUAUAAGAGCGUUGCUACCUCGUUUGCAUUAUUAUCAGGAUGGAACGUGUAUUGUUCAUCAUCUUUUUGGGCAGGAAGUCGUGGAUAGAAUAAAUGAGAUGUAUUGUGAUGCAUUCCUAACUGCUCACCUUGAGGUCCCUGGAGAAAUGUUUUCUUUAGCAAUGGAAGCAAAGAGGAGAGGAAUGGGGGUAGUAGGUUCCACCCAAAACAUAUUAGAUUUUAUAAAGCAGAGAGUUCAAGAAGCACUAGAUAGGAAUGUGAAUGAUCAACUCCAAUUUGUGUUAGGCACAGAAUCAGGAAUGAUUACUUCAAUUGUUGCAGCAGUUCAGCAUCUGUUGGGUUCUGCAAAGUCUUCUGGGGGAGCAAAAAUUAACGUUGAAAUUGUCUUUCCGGUCUCAUCAGACUCGAUAACCAGAACAUCAACAAAUUCAUCUCCUGAUCAAGAAUCAGUAGAAGCAGGGGACAUUGUCUUACCUGUUGUACCUGGAGUUUCUAGCGGGGAGGGAUGUUCUAUUCAUGGCGGCUGUGCUUCCUGUCCAUACAUGAAGAUGAACUCUCUUAGUUCCCUUAUAAAAGUUUGCCAGCACCUGCCUGAUGAAAAAAAUGCCAUUGCCUCAUACGAGGCUGAGCGAUUUAAACAUCAAACUCCCAGUGGAAAGUCAAUUGCAGAUGUUGGAUGUCAACCUAUACUGCAUAUGAGACACUUCCAGACUACAAAAGAAUUGCCGGAGAAACUUGUUAAUGAUGUUCUUCACCUCAACACCAACGGGAAGACAAUAUCAUAAAGCUGAAAAUGUCUUCCUCGUCUCAGAAGUUGAUGAGAUGAUAAUUUAUAGAGAAGCCAGACACGAAAGGGGUCCUAAAUGCGAGAGAGUUCGCCCAUAAGAGAAGAUUUUUCACCUUAGCAUGUGGUUCAAUCUUUAUUUUUUUAGCCACACUGCUUUUUUACUUUGUCAACAGUAUAGUUUAGCAUUAGAUUGUCAUCUUUUUCCUCUUUAUAAUCGAGAAAUUUGUAACUCGAUUGAUAUCAUUUCUGUUAAUUUUGAUAUUUAGAAUAAAAGAAUUUAAAUAUUGUUAACUUUAAAAA
Messenger RNA from Manihot esculenta (cassava), 2582 nucleotides. RefSeq names its product quinolinate synthase, chloroplastic. Gene Ontology annotation, molecular function: 4 iron, 4 sulfur cluster binding; quinolinate synthetase A activity. NCBI's taxonomy places the organism in Eukaryota, Viridiplantae, Streptophyta, Magnoliopsida, Malpighiales, Euphorbiaceae. Gene Ontology annotation, biological process: 'de novo' NAD+ biosynthetic process from L-aspartate. The record is from RefSeq and is a predicted model, not a curated record. Bases 103 to 2280 code for a protein of 725 amino acids. The transcript has 7 exons. Gene Ontology annotation, cellular component: chloroplast.